Phyllostomus hastatus (greater spear-nosed bat) is the source of this 345-nucleotide messenger RNA. Its product is annotated as 60S ribosomal protein L29-like. The transcript has a single exon. The record is from RefSeq and is a predicted model, not a curated record. Bases 1 to 345 code for a protein of 114 amino acids. Lineage: Eukaryota; Metazoa; Chordata; Mammalia; Chiroptera; Phyllostomidae.
AUGUGCUUUUCCAAGAAGCAUAACACAAAGGGACUGAAGAUGAUGAAGGCCAAAAACGCCAAGUCCAUGAGCACACAUGUUGAGGCUAUCAAGGUCCUUGUAAAGCAUAAGGUCAAGCCCAAGGUCCCUCAAGGCUGCAAUCACAAUGUCAGUGGACUCAUCUAUACUGCUCACCUCAGGUUUGGGAAAUGUGUCCGUGCCCACAUCACCAAGGGUCUCUUGCUCUGUCAGCCAAAGGUCAAGGCCAAGGCUCAAAGCAAGCCCCAGGCUGCAGAUGCAGAUGCAGAUGUGGGUACAGCUCCGGCUACAUACAGCUCAGCCCAAGUCCCCAUGAAGUCUUCAUAG